CUGCUGUGCUGCACCUUUGAGGGCCCAGAGAGGAAGUACCAUGGAAGAGAGCAAGGGAGGUGAACGGGAUCCUUUCAACCCCGCAGAUGACAGCGCUUUGGAGGUCAGCGGCGGGGGUGCCGCCGACGAACGCGACAUCCCGGAAUUCUCUCUUUGUGCAGCCUUGGUGGGGCACACGGGGGACGUCAGGAGCCUCGCCGUCGGCAAGAGAAACCUCUACAGCGGCGCUCGGGACAGCGUGGUGAUGGCCUGGCCGCUGGACGAGGAUGGCCACAUCGACGGGACUCACGUGGCACCGGCAGCGCAAGUCACCCUCCCGGACUGGGUUAACGCGCUUGCCGUGAAGUCACCCGCGGGGGGCGAGGAGGUCAUCGUUGGCGGCUGCAAGGACGGGGGUAUCUAUGCGGUGGGGUGGGAGGAAGGGGGGCCCGCAGCGGCGGCGGCAGCGGCAGCAGCCAGUGGAAACGGAGCGAAGCUCGUGGUUCGAAAGACUUUCCUCGGCCACAACGCCCCGAUUUCAUCCCUGUCCUGGACCUCUGAAGGGUUGUUACUGUCGGGGUCGUGGGACGAAACCGCCAAGGCCUGGGACCUCGACACGGCCACGUGCAAGUGGACCCUGGGGGGGCACGAGAACAACGUGUGCGUGCUCGGACUAGGACCAGGCUCCAUCGCCACCGGCUCCACCGGGCUAAGCGUCGAGGGGCAUCUGGUGGGGCAGCAGAUCAGGAUGUGGGAGGGCUCGCCACCGAAGGAAUGCCGCAGUCUGACGGAUCACACUUCAGGGAUCCGCGAUCUUUGCCUGGUCGAUGCACCGGCAUCGUCGCUGUCAUCAUCGCCAGGACAGUGCUUCUGCAGCGCCUCAAACGACGCCACGGUGCGCGUGUGGAGCGAGGAGGGGGACUGUCGAGUGGUAGUCACGAUUCCCGACGAAAGCUUCGUGUUCAGCGUGUCUGACUUAGGAGCGGGGCUGGUGGCCUCGGCGGACGACGCGGGCAACCUGUGCGCCGCGCGUGUGCCACCUCCACCACCGCCGCCGCCGGCCGCCGGCUCGCCGCCCCCGCCCGCUCAACAAACCGCCACCGUCCUCUUCAAACACCCCAAGACGGUUUGGUCCGUCGCGGCGCUGAGAACUCCUAACGGCAGCAGCAGCAGCAGCAGCGGCAGCGUUGCUGGCGACGGGUCCGCAAAACCGCCGCCCUCCGCCGCUGCCGCUGCCGCUGCCGCUGCUGCUGCCGGAGGAGAAGGUGAUGGUGGCGGUAUCAGCGAUGAAGGCAGCGUAGCCGACGUCGCCACCGGUUCUGCGGACCACGCCGUCCGGGUCUUCACGCCCGACUCCGAGCGCUUCCUGCGGGGAGAUAGAUUGAAGGAGGCGCUGGAGGCGGUAGGGGGGGGUAGUAGCAGCGACGCUUGCGGCGGCGACGCUGCGGCGGUUCCUGGCAGCGGGGCCCUCUUUGGAGGGAGAUCGGGCGGCGGAGAAAAUCUGCCGUCUACGUCGGAGAUGUCAGUCAUGGUCGGGGCGGAGGACGGGCAGCUGAGCGCCUUCGCUUGCCACGAAACCGGCUUGGCAAAGGUGUUCCGCUGGACAGAGGCGGUCGGGGAACGGGGUGCCAAGUGGGAACAGUUGGGGACGCUUCGGCCCCCGGUGCGGAAAGUUGCCUUCGAGGGCGGGCUCUACGAUAAGGUUAUUCCUGUCGAGGUUGAAUCGGCAUCUCGGGGUUUCCUGGCGUUACAGCUUGGCGUUAACCAUGGGGACGACCCCAAGGCGGUCGCCGACGCUUUCUGCAAGAAGCACUCCUUGGGACCUGAAUACUUGCCACAGAUCGAGCAGUUCUUGUUCAUCGCUUCUUUGUGAGAAAAGCGAGGGACCAUAGGCUCUACGACGACGGCGACGGCAACAUCAUCGUUUUUUUUUCCUCAUGUUAUCCGCUUCUUUGUCGAUAAAUGGCAAUGGAAGCGGGGAAGGACUAAAAAAAACAUGACGGCCGAGGCACCGCGGCAUUGCAAGCACUCGAUGCAAACAUACCCACCUCGGCGCGCACGUUUUGAAACGCCUUUUCCAACAUCUUCGAACAUGAUACAAGAGGUAGGGCCCGGUAAGGUGGUGAGCCACCCCUGCAGGACCUGGUUAUCCUGAUAGACCCUCAACCUUAGCAGUACGACGUGCUUCCUCUGUUGUUGCUUUUGUGCAUUACCCCAUCUUCAAGCAACGAAUAGGCAUUAGUGAUUUUGAUUGGUUGGCUGUUCGUCGCGCUCCGGGACUAGGAUUCCGUGUGGACUACACCUAUACUGUCUCGCGGGUGCAUGUACCUGCGGAUAUUGUUGUGGUCAAUACACCGGCGUUCACGGGUCCCGGUGUCUGUGCCGAUGCCGUUACAUUUACUUCAGGACAUGCACAGUAGAAACGCAACGGAGCCGGCUGACGUAGGGAAAGGUGCAUUCGGGGAGGAAGUUUGGUAGUUGUUUACUCCUUGAGUUGCCGGUGGUCGAUGCCAGUUUUUAAUUCAAACUGUAGUUACCCUCGGACAUGUGACAGCAUAUAUUGCUUGGUGUCGUCCACCUCAAGACGAGGAAAGGAGCAGAACACCAACUACCACUAGUUUUGCGGCGAUUGUACCGGUCUUCUUUCCCGUGCCCUAUGCGUACGACUCAGCCAGUCAGUUGCAUUCAGCAGCCUCUUGUUGAGUUAGGAGAGUUGGUGAGAUGCGCCCUAGCACUGCCGGUUUUGCGAUGAUUCAGCAGGAUACCCGUUUUGUGUGCACACGACGUCGCCAACCAAUUGCACUCAGUAGCAGCCUCCGGUAGGGUUGAUGAGAUGGGCCCACCUCCUGCAAGAAGGUGGCUCGAUUCCCCCCCGCGGCAGUGGUAACUCUUGCGCCCGAUGUACUGCUGUACAGUUUUCUUGGUAGGACGUUUGUUUGUGGGCCGGAAAACGGGGGGAGGUGCGCCUGCCUGUGUUGUGUGUGGAAUAGAUCCCCAUUUCCACACUAGAGGCGCCCGCACCCACAAACCUCUAGAAGGUUUCGGCGGAGGCUGCGGUUCUUACUUCCUAGGGCCAUGCUAGGAACGGUCGGUAUAUCGGUUUCAGUGUUGGGGGUUCUUUCCGAGCUCACACAUGAUGAUGGUGCUCAUGUUGUUAAAUUUUGAGUUUCUUUAGGCUCAAUAUUGUUUUCAUUGUCCUUGUCCGAGGCUACGCUUCUGAAAACAAUUACCCUUCGUCUUUUAUCAUCUUCGAUGAUGAAACAGUCUUCGAGUACUUGGUAAACACGGCGGUACAUACGUGUACGCGGUUUUCGUUCGGUGGUAUAUAUUCGGUUUGCAGGGCAAGGUGUACGGCACCGCGCGGCACAGAGCGCACGGCAAACAUACGACGCGCACGGCUGACCGUGUGUCAAAUCCCGAACGGUUUUUCGGCGCCUUCAGGAAGCAAAGAGCAACGCGAUAAGAAGAUAAAAAGGUCAAGCAAUUUCGAAUAUUCUGACCUGAAAUCCCUGGAAGACCAAUAACCCGUCCCGACAAUUACCCAGUAACACAAAGGUCUUUUCCCAAUACAUUGCUCGAAACUGCUAUAAUAAUAGUGUGCUGUCCAACAUCCGCAUCAAUGCUUGCGUCGCUCGCAUUAUUUCCUUCAAAAUUCCGAACCUGGCGCCGGCACAACUCCUUCGGUCUCCUCUUUUUCAUUAUUAGCUCAACAUUCCGCCCUCUAUUUCUGGGCUCUGUAAAACGAAAAAAAAAACGGACAGAACUCGCCGUGUAU
Messenger RNA from Ectocarpus sp. CCAP 1310/34, 3754 nucleotides. Lineage: Eukaryota; Phaeophyceae; Ectocarpales; Ectocarpaceae. The record is from the annotation of a GenBank genome assembly.